Saccostrea cuccullata (small rock oyster) is the source of this 823-nucleotide messenger RNA. RefSeq lists its product as uncharacterized. The transcript has 4 exons. Bases 50 to 721 code for a protein of 223 amino acids. The record is from RefSeq and is a predicted model, not a curated record. NCBI's taxonomy places the organism in Eukaryota, Metazoa, Mollusca, Bivalvia, Ostreida, Ostreidae.
AAUGUCUGUUAAUUAUGUUCGUUGAAAAUAUUUUGUAGAUAAACUAACAAUGCAUUGGCAGGCUUUUCUCCUGAUUUUGGUGAUCUUUAUAAUAAAUGAAGGAACAUCGCUCUCAGAAAAAAAUGCUGGUGAUAAUGGAGUGUUUACGGGUGUCCUUGAUAGCCAAAGGAUUGAAAGGCAUAGAGAAAAAAGGCGCAUUUUGGGAGCUGAGCACCAGUACUUCAGGACAUAUUUUUCAGAAAAGGGUCUUCUGAGCGUUUACAAUAGGUUGCGACGCAAUGGAUUAAUAGACGACUGGAGACCACUAGGAGUAACUUCCUACAGUAACGCCAUUCAAACUUCCACAGAAUACUACAUGUCUCGAGCAGAAGCAGGAGUUAAUGUAAAUGCCCAAGUAAAUCGCAUCGAAGGCAUCCUAGCCUACCGGCGGCAAGACGCUAGGGAUCAUGGUGGUGGCGACGAGCGCCAUAACGCAACUAUUAUCAACUGGCAGAGCGGGCUGGAACGAAUUCGGGGUGGUCAAGAGCGAUAUAAUGAGUGUCGUCGCAUCUACACAAUUCACGAUGAACUCAAAAAGAGGAGCGUUAGGUAUCGAGGGUGGAACAGACGACGUUUUUCUAGUCGUAGAGGAGGAAGCAGGGGUCGUCUCCAAGGCAACAGGGGUGGAAGAAGACGAUAUCCUCAGAGCCGAGGACGAACUGGUAGACUGUUGGUCUGUUGAUUUUAAAGCAAGAUUGAAAGAAACUGUCACAGUUCCUUAUUGAUUAAACGGCAAAAGAUAUGUAAUCAGAAAUUUCAAAAAUAAAAUUCAUUCUGACAGCAA